UCCCACGAGCUUUCAGAUCCGAUGGAUUUACUCGCAGAUCUGCACUGAAUGUCUCCGGUGAAUCACAAUCCUCUAAACACAACCUGCUAUAACCGAAAAUAUUCACAUGAACCAUCUCCCGCUAGGAGACCGUGCCAGCCUGACAGGAUUUAAAGCGCUGCGCACUUACGGAACUUUAAUGUAGUUUUUUUGCACUAUUCCCUCACACCUUGAUGCUCUGGGUGGGUUGAAUAACUGUUUACCGUCUUAAUAACGUGACAGAGGAACAACUACACAGUUUAAAAGGAGAAUACCGGAGGAAAAGAGCUGAAGUAACGUUAGCCUACCUGCGGUGAUCACCUUGCCGACUAGAAGGUCUUGGGUGUGUGUGAGUGGGAUGUCUGCAGAUCAGCUGUGGCCUGACUAUGGUGAAACACCAGCCGCUGCAGGUGUAUGAGAGACAGCUGUGUUUGUCCUGUUUGACCGGGAUCUACGGCUGCCGCUGGAAACGCUACCAGCGCUCGCAUGACGACAGCUCCAAGUGGGAAUGUUCAUGGUUCUUCCUCCUGUGCUGUUCGUUUCUCCUCCUACUGGUCUGGUCCUACUUCUGGUUGGAGGCUCGUAAUGACUAUAAUGAGUUCAACUGGUUGUUAUAUAAUCGUUCAGCCGUUUGGAAGGAUGGCACCGUCCCUAUUCUCGCCACAACACUCACAGGAUUCACUUACACUGCAUUUUUAAUGAUUCUUGCACUUUGUCACAUUGCACUUGGGCAGCAGCUGAACUUAUACUGGAUCCAUAAGAUUGCAGUCUUGGCUGUUCUUCUCACCACCAUAACAGGAGUGGUGUCCAUUGAUGAUUUCUGGCAGGACGAAUGGGACAUCGUCAUCAUUUCACUACAGUUCACAGGGCCGUUCCUGCACAUUGGGGCUUUAGCAGUGGUCACAGCACUCGGGUGGGUCAUCGCCAGUCAGGUGGUACGUGGAGAAAGAUCAAGGCUCCAGGUUGUAACGUUGGCGGUUUAUGCGCUCAUUCUGCUGGUUUUGUAUGUGGUUCCUCUCUUCAUCUCCUCUCCCUGCAUUAUGGACCGCUCCAAACUGGGUCCACGUCCUGCUGUCAUUGGCCGUCGCGGAGCUCCAAUGCUCGCUCCAGAACACACUCUUAUGUCCUUCAGUAAAGCACUACAACAGAAAGUCACUGCCCUGGAAGCAGAUGUUACAAUCAGUUUGGAUGGAGUGCCCUUUCUGAUGAGGGAUCGCACUCUUCGUCGGACCACCGAUGUGGACAGGCUAUUUCCAGCCCGUCAGGACACCGACGCCUCAUUCUUCAACUGGACGGAGAUUCGCAGUCUCAAUGCUGGACUCUGGUUCCUCAGGGAUGACCCGUACUGGACGGUGCAGUACAUGUCGGAGAAGGACCGCAAGCGUGCGGGUAAUCAGACGGUGUGCAGCCUGGCGGAGCUGCUGCGUGUGGCCGCGAGAGCAAACCGAUCGGUAAUUUUCAGCCUCCGCCGGCCGCCACCAAACCAUCCCAGACACCAGCUGUGGGUCAGUGACGCACUCAAGGUCAUCCAGAGGUCCAAUAUCCAGCCAGAGCAGGCCAAGGAGGAAGAUAAAUACAGAGAGACAGAGCGAGACGGUGAGAGAGGAGAGCGUGCGCGAGGGGCGGGUGAGAUUUUCACAGUGUGA
Danio aesculapii is the source of this 1664-nucleotide messenger RNA. It is a transcript of the gene gdpd5a, whose product is annotated as glycerophosphodiester phosphodiesterase domain containing 5a. Gene Ontology annotation, biological process: lipid metabolic process; positive regulation of neuron differentiation. Gene Ontology annotation, molecular function: glycerophosphodiester phosphodiesterase activity. Gene Ontology annotation, cellular component: plasma membrane. The coding region runs from base 405 to 1664 and encodes 419 amino acids. The transcript is spliced from 12 exons. The record is from RefSeq and is a predicted model, not a curated record. NCBI's taxonomy places the organism in Eukaryota, Metazoa, Chordata, Actinopteri, Cypriniformes, Danionidae.